UGCACGAUGAGUAGGGUGAGCUCAGUAAUGCGGAGAAGACGUCGACAACGCAUCACCACCCGCUUCACAGCUCUCUCCUCUUGACUGGACGAUCUUGGCUCCGCAAGCAUCGGUGCGGCGUGGACAGCUCCUCCAUCGUUUAAUCUAUCACUAGCCUCUCCAAUCUCAUAGCAAGCGAGCCCAUGGUUUCUCUCAGGAAGCUGCCACUUCCCAAGCUCCAGUCCACAAGGACUAGGUAUCAGCCCAGUGAGCUGGGUACUGCACUCGAAAAGUUUACUCAAAUACACGUGGUGAGUCAGAUUUGGGAUUUGGACCAAAAGCUGAUUAGCUAAAGAUUGGGGGACUGUAAUAAAGGAGAAGCAGAAGGUGCCGGAGAAGUGCUUGGGGAUUUUGAGGAUUUGGGUUGCACCUGGGAGAGGUCGCGAAGAAGCUGGGCAGUUAUUGAGGAAUGCCUGAACUUACUAGUUGCGUCUUCUGAUAGGGGCGGAGUCGGUUGCGAAAUCAAUCGUGCGAGCGACAUUGGGGUGGUAGUUGUUCUUAAGUAGAGCACCGAAUAGUGCUUUCAACAGUGGUACUGGCGAUGGUCUGUGCGAGGAAGCGGCGGAAGAUGAGUUACGAAUGCGGCGUUGCGACGCAUUUCGACACACGGACUUGCUUGAAAAUUUUGAAAUAUCUAGGCUGUGAAUUACUAACCUUUUCGAAAGGUCCGUUUCAGAGUUAGGGAAAAUUCAAUAGAGUAGAGUUUGCAGUAGAAGCUAUCUUUUUACGACCGACAGCGAGCUGCAAGGUUGUUUAGAACGGGCGCAACCAUGGCUUCUGCGUGGAGGUGCAUGCUCGUGACAGCACUCUUGAGCUUCGUCCACGGAGCAUCGCCCGUGCAUGCCGUUUGCAAUAAAACCGUUGGCACUAGGACUUUUGAACAAUGUCAGGAUCUUGCAGCUCUCGGAGCUACUUACGCUUGGAGUUUGAACAAUGACACCAAUUCCGUCGAUUUUGCCUUUUCAGAGGACAUGCAAGUCACCGGGGGAUGGAUUGGUUGGGGCAUCAACCCCACGAAGGGACCCAACAUGGAGGGAACGCAAGCCCUUAUUGCGUUCAAGAAUGGCACCAGCCUGAUAGUUAUGGAAUACGACGUCACAAAUGCGGUGAAAGAUGGUGCACCUCUACUUCCCACUCUAGUGAGUGUCAAGUACUCUAAUCUCUCGGCAGUCAUGGUGAAAACCACCGUGACCAUUUUCGGAACAUUUCCUCUGGGCGCUGGAAAAGCAGCCACCGUCGACCAUGUGUGGAACCGGGGCCGGUCUGUGAACCCUAUUACAUUCGAGCUCGCUGAGCACCCACUUGCUCCUGCAAACCUCGCUAGUGUUGGCACGGUGGACCUGGCGACCGGAAUCGCCUCUGUUGUCGGCCCACCCCACCAGAAGCUCGAAAAUGCUCAUGGUGUGAUCAGCGCUGUGGCGUGGGGGAUAUUGGUUCCCAUCGGCGUGAUGGCCGCUCGGUACCUGCGACCCUUCCCCUGGGCUGAUCCUCUUUGGUUCUACCUCCACAUCACAUGUCAGCUUACGGGAUACACUCUCGGCGUUGUGGGAUGGGGGUUGGGGCUACAGCUCCAGAAGUACGCCUCUCCGAUCAAAUACUUCCACAGGAACGUAGGCAUCUCCAUCUUCGUUUUCGCCACUCUUCAGGUACUGGCAAUGGUGUUGAGGCCCAAGAGGGGCUCCAAGCAUCGACGUUACUGGAACAUGUACCACCACACCGUGGGAUACGCCACCAUCAUCCUCUCUAUUGUCAACAUCUUCGAAGGCCUGGAUCUGCUGCAACCCGAGAGCAAGUGGAAGGAUGCGUACAUCGGUGUGCUUGUGGCCCUGGCUGUUAUUGCGGCACUUCUAGAGACUGCCGCUUGGGUGGCAUGGCUCCGGAGAUCCAAGGGAAGGAUUCCUGAGUCUCCUCCUCCACCUCACUUAGGCAGCAAAGCUAAAGACGCCUUGGAGCCAUGAAAACCACCAUCCUUGAGCAAGUUGGUGAUUGGUUGCUUGCCUCGGCCGACACUCCGAGCAUUGGUCUGCAGCAUGAAUCAUACUGAACAUGUGCAUUCUCUUCUGCCUUUGCCUUUGGUGAUUCUGCAUCUUAUUGUGAGUCUCCGAAGAGACUAGGUUGAUGCAGAAACUAUCACAGGAAAAUGGUGGAUGUGUAUUGUAAGCGUUUCAUUGUCGGUCGUGGCUAUCAAAAUAUAUUUAACCUCUUUUUGGUUAUUUAUUUUCAAAACAUACUGUCAUUUGUAUCAUGAAAAAAUUGUAAGAGUAUUUGUGAGGCCUAAAGGGGUAACAUAAUUUGGCAAACACUGGAGCUUUCAAAA
Molecule: messenger RNA, 2356 nt
Organism: Physcomitrium patens
Lineage: Eukaryota; Viridiplantae; Streptophyta; Bryopsida; Funariales; Funariaceae
Product: cytochrome b561 and DOMON domain-containing protein At5g35735
Source: RefSeq, a predicted model, not a curated record